CCGCGGCUGCCUCCCUCGCUCACUCCCUCGCGAGCUCGCCCGCCCCCUCCCUCCCUCCCCUCCCUUCCCCGGCCCUGGGCCCCGGCUCCGGCCCAUUUGCUGUUCCGUCUUGUGGUAGGGAGGAUGUCGGGCUCGUCGCUCCCCAGCGCCCUGGCUCUCUCGCUGUUGCUGGUCUCUGGCUCUCUCCUCCCAGGGCCAGGCGCCGCUCAGAACGCUGGGUUUGUCAAGUCGCCCAUGUCAGAAACUAAGCUCACGGGGGACGCCUUUGAGCUGUACUGUGACGUGGUCGGGAGCCCCACGCCAGAGAUCCAGUGGUGGUACGCAGAAGUCAACCGGGCAGAGUCUUUCAGACAGCUGUGGGACGGUGCUCGGAAGCGCCGUGUCACCGUAAACACCGCCUACGGGUCAAACGGCGUGAGUGUGCUGAGGAUAACCCGGCUCACCUUGGAGGACUCUGGGACUUACGAGUGCAGGGCCAGCAACGACCCCAAGAGGAAUGACUUGAGGCAAAACCCCUCCAUAACAUGGAUUCGAGCCCAGGCCACCAUAAGCGUCCUUCAGAAGCCAAGGAUUAUCACCAGCGAAGAGGUCAUUAUUCGAGACAGCCUCCCCAUCACCCUGCAGUGUAACCUCACCUCCAGCUCUCACACCCUUACAUACAGCUACUGGACAAAGAAUGGGGUAGAACUGACGGCCACUCGUAAGAAUGCCAGCAACAUGGAAUACAGGAUCAAUAAGCCAAGAGCUGAGGAUUCAGGCGAAUACCACUGUGUAUAUCAUUUUGUCAGCGCUCCUAAAGCAAAUGCCACAAUCGAAGUAAAAGCUGCUCCUGACAUAACUGGCCAUAAACGGAGUGAGAACAAGAAUGAAGGGCAGGAUGCCAUGAUGUACUGCAAGUCAGUUGGCUACCCCCACCCAGAGUGGAUAUGGCGCAAGAAGGAGAAUGGUAUGCUCGUGGACAUUGUUAAUACCUCUGGCCGCUUUUUUAUCAUCAACAAGGAGAAUUACACUGAGUUGAGUAUUACAAACCUGCAGAUCACAGAAGACCCUGGCGAAUAUGAAUGCAAUGCUACCAACUCUAUUGGCUCUGCUGCAGUUGUCACCAUCCUCAGGGUACGGAGCCACCUAGCCCCACUCUGGCCUUUUUUGGGAAUUCUGGCUGAAAUCAUCAUACUUCUGGUGAUCAUUAUUGUGUAUGAGAAGAGGAAGAGGCCAGAUGAGGUUCCUGAUGAUGAUGAACCAGCUGGGCCAAUGAAAACCAACUCUACCAACAAUCACAAAGAUAAAAACUUACGCCAGAGAAACACAAAUUAAGCACUGCAUCUAAUGAUUCUAUAAGACCAUUCCUGAUGUGUGAAGUGUGGUCCCAUCUCAGGCACGUAACACCUUCGCAUCCUUGUGCUACUGAUCGUCCCGUCCUAGACUCAUUAAUUCACUGGCGCUUGUGAAAUGAAUUAGAUAUACAUAUAUGUACAUGCAUUUUUACUUAGCCUUCACUUAUGAGCUUGAACAUGUACGAAGAGGAACUUGAGCUGGCCAAGGCAGUGCACACCUGCUGACACCAGCACUCUGGAAGUGGAAGCAGGAAGAUCACCAGUUCAAGGCUAGCCUGGGCUACACAGUGAGAUCCUGUCUCAAAAAAUAAAACAACAAAGAGAGUAACUUUUCCUCAUCAACUCUUUCGUUAUUCUAGGCAAAAACAGGAAAGAUGGAGUAAACGCUUGCUUCAUUGCUUCCAUUUGCCAGAUUUCAAAAUAACAGCAUGGUUCCUUAUCCUCCAAAAACCACAAUAGUACCAGUGACCGGAAACUCACCAAGUUCAACAUAUUUACCAUUUCUAAUCACUGCAGUUAUCAAUCCUGACACUGUCCUCAGCUAGUGUCUCCUGAGUCCUUGUGAUGAAACCUUGGCAACCUCCAGGCAUCCAGCCUGCUCAGCUGCCUGCUCUUCCUGCACGGAUAGUGACACCCACAGGUCCUCCAGCUGCAGUGACCUGGCUGUACCGCUCACAUCUGGAGGGCACAGGAAGGCCCACUCACCUUGUUCUGUUGUGCAUCUCACCUGUAGGCUUUGGUUGUGCAGUCCUAUUUAACCUUAUUUUCUUAGUUGUACUGGGGUUUGAACUCUGGUCCCCACUCUUGCUAGGCAGGCGCUCCAUCACUUCAGCCAUUCUGCCACCCCUCUGACCUCUUUUUUUAAGGGGAGAUUUGAGAUGAUUAAAAACCAUCAUGCCCUUUCUGCCCAAGAGGGACUAAAGGGUCAAAAAUUCUGCUCCUGCUAUGAGAAACAAAGGACUGGACAACUAUGCAAGCAGCAGUCACACAAUGCACAGCAGGGGGCUAGGACCAUGGUACUUGGUAAAAGGACAGUGGAGUAAGCCCACCAUCACCCAGGCUUUCUGCCUGGCGUUCAUUUCCAGACUGACACAGAGAAAGGCGACCCAACAGAGCUUGUCUCUGUGAGUUGAGGAGAAAGAGGUAGGAAGUCAAGGUGGCCCAGAUGGCUGGAAUUUGCAGGUUGGACUUCCUGAGAGAAGACAACUACCUGGGAGCAGAACUUUGGAAGCCUGCAGAGAGCUCCUGGAGCCUCUGUGGCACAGCAGUCUGUGCAUUUGCAGAAGGCAACCCCACAAGAUGGCACAAGAGCAACUCUGCAAUGAGAAGCAGCACCAGGAAGUGGGAGCCAGGCAGCCCUAGAAUUCUGGGAAGUAUGGAGCUAGGGUAAAGAGAUGCCACUGAAUACAGAGGGCUGAUAGCAGAGCAUACCCACCAGUGUUGCUGAAUUAGCACUAACUGAAGGCUGCUCUAGACCCACCCUAAAAGAGAAUAAAGAUAAGCUUCAAAAGCCCCAACUGAUGAUAAGUAACUGGACUACUUGCUUAAACAACAACAAAAACCCACUAAAGAUAUACAAAAGAACCAGCACUCAACAAUAUAAAAAUCAGCUGGGCAUAAUCCUAGCUACUUGGAAGGCUGAGAUUAGGAGGAUCAUGGUUGGAGGCCAGCCCAGACAAAUAGUUCAUGAA
This is a messenger RNA of Castor canadensis (American beaver), 3025 nucleotides long. RefSeq names its product neuroplastin (gene Nptn). Gene Ontology annotation, biological process: homophilic cell-cell adhesion; axon guidance; dendrite self-avoidance. Gene Ontology annotation, molecular function: cell-cell adhesion mediator activity. Lineage: Eukaryota; Metazoa; Chordata; Mammalia; Rodentia; Castoridae. Gene Ontology annotation, cellular component: axon; plasma membrane. The record is from RefSeq and is a predicted model, not a curated record.